Messenger RNA from Tarenaya hassleriana, 765 nucleotides. Its product is annotated as protein YLS3. The coding region runs from base 44 to 562 and encodes 172 amino acids. The transcript is spliced from 3 exons. The record is from RefSeq and is a predicted model, not a curated record. Lineage: Eukaryota; Viridiplantae; Streptophyta; Magnoliopsida; Brassicales; Cleomaceae.
CACAACACAAAACUACGUCGUUUUACCUUAAAACGGAAAAGACAUGGAAGCCCUGAGACUCGCCGCCGUCGCCGUGCUCCUCCUCAUCCACUGCUCCGCCGCCACGUCGGAUCCGGCGACUCCGGCGCCACCGUCCGGAGGAGCACAGGCAAUGCCGUGCAUACAGAGGUUGAUGCCAUGUCAGCCCUACAUCCACUCUCAGAAUCCGCCGCCGCCGACAUGUUGCGUGCCGUUGAAGGAAAUACUCGACAACGACGUGACGUGUCUCUGCUCCGUCUUCAACAAUCCCGACAUGCUCCGAUCUCUCAACCUCACCAAAUCCAAUGCUCUCGAUCUCCCCAAGGCCUGUGGCGCCGAUGCUGACGUGUCACGCUGCAAGAACGCCGCGACUUCGCCGAUAGCGUCGCCGUCGACUCCGACGGCUCCGGUGACACCUCCGGCGACUACCAAUGGAAGCUCUUCCAACCCCGGCUCUCCAUCAAGCCAAGCGGCGGCGGCGGCCACCGUCAGCUUUGUCGGACUUAACUUCGUAUCUGCCCUCGUUGCAACUUUCUUCUUUUAAUCUUUACCUAUUUUUAAAAACUUUUAAUUAGUAAUUAUUUUGUAUCUUUCUUUUUAUUUUCCAUAUGUAACAUUACAUUAUGAUCCAUUUAUUUCAUCGUCUAUUUUUCCAUGUUCAAGUUAGCAAAUAUCAUCCCGAUAUCCCUUCUAAAAAGGGGAAAUUUCUGAUGAUAAAUUGAUGUAUUUACUGUAUGGUAUUAUACU